GUAUGUUCAGCUUUUCAGGUUUAAGAAGCGUGAACUCCGGGUUCUGUUGGAUACAGGGCGGAGUCUGGCGCUGAUCCUUGCUACCUCGCCUCCUCUAAUUGGUUCUCCGAUCCUUCUCCAGGUCCUGUCCGGGGACCAGGGCAGCGGAGCUAGCGGAACCCAGGUUCUAAUGAGCGGAACAUAGCCCAGUCUUCCGCCGGUCCACUCCACUGUGACACAGAAUUAUUGCAUGUGCGUAAAAUCAAAGUUUAAUGCUUUAGUUUGCAGAAAAGAAGCCUAAAAAUUGGACAGAAGAGCCGGGCUCAAGCGUAGAGGAGCGUGUAGUGAGUUAAUCAUUAACGGAUAUAUUUGUGAAUAAUCCUGAUUACAGGGAACAUGAUGCACCCUAUACCCUUCACGGGUUAUCCUUUUCAAGGCCAGGGCCGUGUCAAUCAGCUUGGAGGCGUAUUUAUUAAUGGAAGACCUCUUCCAAACCAUAUAAGGUUGAAGAUUAUAGAGAUGGCGGCUGCAGGGAUCCGUCCUUGUGUUAUAAGUCGUCAGCUUAGGGUCAGUCAUGGAUGUGUGAGCAAAAUAUUAAACAGGUACCAGGAGACUGGGAGUAUCCGUCCUGGAGUCCUUGGUGGGAGUAAACCUAAACUUGCAACUCCUGAGAUAGAACUUAAGAUAGAGAAUUAUAAGAAGGAGAAUCCAGGAGUAUUUAGUUGGGAGAUUAGAGAUAGUAAAGCCGGAAGGUUCUGAGGACGGGUCAGAUAUGGAGGCUGAACCUGGAAUUCCCUUGAAGCGUAAACAGAGAAGAUCGAGGACAACCUUCACCGCUUACCAGUUGGACGAGCUGGAGAAGGCGUUUGAGAGAACCCAGUAUCCGGAUAUAUAUACAAGGGAGGAGCUUAGCCAAAGAACUAAACUUAGUGAGGCCAGAAUACAGGUUUGGUUUUCCAACCGUCGAGCUCGGUUGAGAAAGACUGCUCAGACUUGCUCCUCUCCCGGAUACAAUCCUUUAUCCUUGUCCAUGCCGUACACUCCGUCCUACAUGCAGCAGAGUAUCAUGGAGAACCAGGAGAGCUCACACCUCUACAACUCCGCUAUGCAAGGGUUGUCGAGCUAUGCUAAUAAUAUCAUGGGGCAUACAAUGAACCAGUACGCAGCACAGUCCUCGCUACUUACUACACAGUUAUCUCCUGUGAAUAACAAUGUGAGCAAGAACAUGUUCCCAAGUAACAACGGUGGAGCACCGUCUAGCUCUCCUCCUCCUGUCUCCCAUCUAAACUCCCAGAUGAACCCGACAGGGUUCUCUCAAUCCAGUACUCCCAUCUCUCAUUCAUCCUUCUCCUCUCCACCUUCAUCAUUCUCUAGGCAACAAUUCCCCAGUGCUGGCAUGUACGGUUGGUACUAGAUUGUACAUUAAAAGCUAGUACUAUAUUGUUCAUUUAGGGUUGGUACUAGAUUAAACAUGCACGAUUGGUACUAGCUUGGACAUGUACGGUUGGCACUAGAUUGUACAUGUACGGUUGGUACUAGCUUGAACAUGUACGGUUGGUACUAGCUUGAACAUGUACGGUUGGUACUAGCUUGAACAUGUACGGUUGGUACUUCUAUUGUACAUGUACAGUUGUUACUAGCUUGAAUAAGUACGGUUGGUAUUAGCUUGAACACGUACGGUUGGUACUUCGAUUGUACAUGUAAAUUUGGUACUAGCUUGAAUAAGUACGGUUGAUACUAGCAUGUACAUGUACGGUUGGUACUUCGAAUGUACAUGUACAGUUGGUACUAGCUUGAAUAAGUACGGUUGAUACUAGCUUGUACAUGUACGGUUGUUACUAGAUUGUACAUUUACGGUUGGUACUAUAUUGUACAUGUACGGUUGGUACUUCGAUUGUACAUGUACAGUUGGUACUAGCUUGUAUAUGUACGGAACCUGUUGGUGCUUAGCUUAAUGUACAGUUCAGCAAAAGUUUACCAGUGACUGAAUAAAAGGCACUUAAUUAUUUUAUUACCAUGUAACGGGAGACUUUAGGGUUUUUGAUUCAUUCUUAGUUUGAAAACAAUUAUAUUUUGUUGUACAUUAUCUGUACAGUGUUUCUACUUUUUCUUAUUUCCUGUACAUAUCUUUAAUCUUAGCUUAAUAGAUUCAUCUUCAGUUUUCUCAGAUUGCUCUGUACAUGUACAGUUUCCUGUAUACUGUACAGUACAUUCUGAUGGAAGAUCUGAUUUAACAAUAUUAGUGUUGUACAUGUUAUUCAUCAAUCACUGUACAUGUGAUUCAUCAAUCACUGUACAUGUGAUUCAUCAAUCACUGUACAUGUGAUUCAUCAAACACUGUACAUGUGAUUCAUCAAUCACUGUACAGUGUACAUGUGAUUCAUCUUUCACUGUACAUGUGUUUCAUCUAUCACUGUACAUGUGAUUCAUCAAUCAAUGUACAUGUGAUUUAUCUAUCACUGUACACUAAGCGGCUUUCUAACAAAAUAGUCAUAAGCUGUGAUUUAUAUUGAAAUUACAUAAAGCAAUAAUUUUGAAUUUAUGUUUUUAUUUUUUAACAUUUUUUGUUGUUUUUGACAUUAUCAGGGUGGAUUAGU
Molecule: messenger RNA, 2576 nt
Organism: Eurytemora carolleeae
Lineage: Eukaryota; Metazoa; Arthropoda; Copepoda; Calanoida; Temoridae
Product: protein gooseberry
Biological process (GO): anatomical structure development; regulation of transcription by RNA polymerase II
Molecular function (GO): RNA polymerase II cis-regulatory region sequence-specific DNA binding; DNA-binding transcription factor activity, RNA polymerase II-specific
Source: RefSeq, a predicted model, not a curated record